Messenger RNA from Cladocopium goreaui, 741 nucleotides. The record is from the annotation of a GenBank genome assembly. NCBI's taxonomy places the organism in Eukaryota, Dinophyceae, Suessiales, Symbiodiniaceae.
CUGCUUCCAGCACUGAGUUGUCCUUGCUUGCGUCAAACACUGAAUCCAGGCUAUUGGGUGAGACUUGGCUGUUGGUCUUUUCCUUUCUCACCACCCCCGAGCUCUGCCGCGCCGCCGAACUGCAAGCAGCACUGCGACCCUUGGCGACCCAUGAGGACCUCUGGCAACACCUGUGCGAGCUUCGCUGGCGAGGCAAGCAAUUCAUGCCUCCCACGGAUCUGUUCCGAAAUGGUGACUACCGAGGUUUGCAGCUGACAGUGGCUGAAUGCAAGUCCUUGCUUCGCCGUCGUGAAGUUGGUUCAUCUCUGUCCGGUAUGGAGAAGUCGGAAGUGCUUCAGGCCGUGCAUCGGUCCAAUCCCCAUGUGCCAGGUGUUGGUCCAGAGCCACUGCCGAUUCCCAGCAAGUGGAAGCGAAGCUAUGUCUAUGCUGAACUGGACAGCAAGCGGCCCAACAUCACACAACAAGAGGUGGCACACUUCCGCUGGCAGCUCAUCUACCAUGGCCGUCCAUCUUCCAUGGGCUACAGGCAUUUUCAGAAGAACGGCCUUUUCGUGUCUCCACACUUCGGAGAAACUCGCUGGUUCCUGGAGCAAGAGGGUCGUUUGUUUACCCUCGAGGGAAUGGCCCCAUUGCAGGUGCACAGGGAACCUGAGACCUGGGGCUGGGUGCUUGGCGCCAGCACCAGUACUGAAUACCACUCGGUUGAGAUCGAAUCCACUGCGUUCUGAUGCCAAGAAAAAA